AUGAAUUAGAAUAAUUUAUUUUAGAGUACUAACUAUUUUAAGUUAGAUAAAACAUUUUUUAUGAGAAUGCUUGAAUUAGAGAAGCUUUUUCAUGAGAAAGAAAUUAAUAUAUAAUAAAUAGGUGAAUUAGUUGGUAUGUAUGCCAGAUGCGUUGAGUAUUAUGAUUCCAUCAAGGAUGAUUCUAAAUUUUAUUACAUAGAUAAAAUUCAGUAUGUUCUUAGCAGAAAAGAAUCCUUAGAAAAAAUAUUUAAAGAAAACGGUUUUCUUUAAUAGGAAGAACAAAAAACUGUUCAAAAAACAGAAAAUAAAUAACCAAAAGAUAAUAUGCUAGUGUCUGAUUUUAUAGUUGAUUUUAAUUUCGGAGAUCAAAAAGGAGAUGAUAGAGAAUUUAGAAUUAAUAAUAUUAGAUGCAGUAUAGCAGGUAGAUAGCUUCCGAGAGAAAGUGUAACUCGUCGUAAGCUGUAGGGUGAAUAUAAAAUGAAUGUAGAUUUUUAUGAGCACAAGGGGGAAUAAGAAUAUUAAGUGAGGCAUAUAGUUGAAGAGACUGAAUAAAAAUUUGGCUAAUACGAUGAGAUUAUCAAGAAAGACUUAAAUGAUUAAGAUGAAUUAUUGAUGCAAAGAAUUGCUAAAAAAAAAGCUAAGUUAAACCAGAACAAGAAGAAAUAAGUUAAAAAAGCAAAUAGCUUUGAUGAAAUAGACAUUACAUAAAAUGGAUAAAAUAACACAGAAAUUAACUUAGGAGACUAAACUAAUAUGACAAAUAAUAUAGAAAACAAUACUUAAACAACUAUUAAGCUAAGUAAAAAUUUAGAAGAAAAGAAUGCGUUGUAUCCAAAUGAUAAGAAAAUGACCAAAUAGGAAUAAAUAAACGAAUUGAAAGAGACAUUUGACUUAUCUUACAGUAAGCUUUUUACAUCAAUCAACCAAAAAAACAAUAGACUAUCAGUAGGAUUGAAAUAAUAAUAGAAAAUAGAAGAUACUUAAAAUGUAUUUCACAAAGAUGAAAUAUAAAUGAAAUUGGCCUCAAGCUAAAUAGUAGAAAAUAGUUAAGAAGAUUAAUUAAGAGAUAGCUCAGCUGCAUUCUACAAUAAGUAGAACACAGAGGACCAUUUAGAAAGUAUUUUUUCUGCUCAUGGAGGAAGGAUAACCAUAAGAGGAGAAAAUCCUUUUGAAGAAAGUGAUGACGACGAAUGA
Molecule: messenger RNA, 1194 nt
Organism: Tetrahymena thermophila SB210
Lineage: Eukaryota; Ciliophora; Oligohymenophorea; Hymenostomatida; Tetrahymenidae
Exons: 2
Source: RefSeq, a predicted model, not a curated record